AUCUGUCUGUCUCUAGCGUACUCUCACGUGGUGGAGAACACGGCGUUCUUCGGAGACGUGGCUCUGCGUUUCCCGCGUAUCGUCCAUCACUACUACGAUCGUAACGUGGACUGGAGUCGUCUGCUGCGCUGGGGUCUGCGCUUCUGCAACCAGACGGGCGUCUUCAGCGGAGGAGCCCAUCAGCACGUGCUCACGCUGAUGUCACAGGAGCUGGGAAUCAUAGAGAAAUCUGCAGACUUCGUCAAUCCGUAUCGCACCGAACGAGACGAUGUGCUGCACACGGCCGAGGCCUUCCAGAAGAUCCUCCGCGAGGAAGAGAAGAGGAGGAGGAAGGAGGAGAAGAGGAAAGAGAUCCGGAAAGGGCCGCGGAUCUCUCGCUCUCGCACCGAGUUAUAGAUCUGACUGAAGAUCAGCCGUUUACACUCAAUCAGGGAGCCCUGCUGAAUCUGCCACGGGCGUCGACGACGUUUACAGGUUUCAGAUCGAGACUGAUUCGCAACACUUGAAUCUGUUUUUAACUCUGUCUGAUUUAGGAGGAUCUUCAUUAGAGUCACUGCUGGUGGUGUGAGUGUGUGUUUAGUGCUGUAUUGGGGUUAAGGGGGAGGAGUCAGUGUAGUGGGAGGAGU
Messenger RNA from Onychostoma macrolepis, 626 nucleotides. Its product is annotated as coiled-coil domain-containing protein 134-like. The transcript is spliced from 3 exons. The record is from RefSeq and is a predicted model, not a curated record. The annotation marks the transcript as partial. NCBI's taxonomy places the organism in Eukaryota, Metazoa, Chordata, Actinopteri, Cypriniformes, Cyprinidae.